AUGUCUAGAUACUCGCUGCGUCAGACGCCCAGGUACGUCGACUCGCCGUCGUGCCGCUCAUUCUUCCCUGCUGUCCUCUGUCUCGUCCGUUUGUUUGAUUCGUCGAACCCCCGGCGUGAAGCUCUCGCCGUCGUCUCGCCACCCGCCGCUGACCGCCUCGCCAGGAAAAAGGAGCUCUUCGACGGCAUGGUGGAAACGCCUCGUGCCUCUCGACGAUCGUCACGUCGUCGGUCCUCGGUUCCCCCAGACAUGUCCGACGCCGACCGCGACUCCAGCUCGGCGGCCGAGACCUCGGUCCGCUCCCGUGCCUCGCGUCGUCGAACCGCAGGCGGCAAGUUCUCCGAGCAUCUCGACGACGACGACGACGACGACGACGAUGACGGCGACGACGACGACAAAGACAAAGACGUCAAGGCUGGCCCUCGCGGAAACGGCACGGCGAGCGUCCUCGGGCACCCCCUCGAGCCGGGCCAGGCGGGGAAGCCGGCGAGGACGGUCGACGGCGUGCCGACCGAUCCCAACAUCGUCGACGGCUGGAGGCCCGGCCAGGACCCCAAGGUCGACUACUCGGGCGUGCUCGAGUUCGGCGGCAGCGUCGGCACCUCCUUUCUCAUGAUCUUCUUCCCCCUGCUCAUGUGGUUCAUGUGGAUCGGCGCCACCUACUACGGCGGCAAGCUGCCCUACCCGACGGCCGGCCAGUCGUGGCCCGAGUUCGGUCGUCACCUCGUCGACCUCGUCUACACCGGCGCGUUCCCCCACGCCAAGGCCUGGCUCUGGUACUGGUCCUAUCUCGUCUUCCAGGCCGCCUGCUACUGCAUCCUCCCCGGCGUCUGGGGCCGGGGCAAGCCGCUCGCCCACGAGAAUGGCCGUCAGCUGCGGUACUUUUGCAACGCCUACGUCAGCCUCUACUUCACCCUCGCCGUCCUCGCCGUCCUGCACUUCACCGGCGUCUGGCGCCUGUACUACGCCCUCGACGAGUUCGGCCCCCUGCUGUCCGUCGCCAUCCUCAGCGGCUUCCUCGUCAGCAUCGUCGCCUACGCCUCGGCCCUCUACCGUGGCAAGCAGCACCGCAUGACCGGCCACGCCGUCUACGACUUCUUCAUGGGCGCCGAGCUGAACCCGCGCAUGUUUGGCAUCCUCGACUUCAAAAUGUUCUUCGAGGUCCGCAUGCCCUGGUACUUCCUGCUCAUCCUGAGCCUCGGCGCCGCCGCCCGUCAGUACGAGCGCUACGGCUACGUCUCGGCCGAGGUCAUGUUCCUCGUCAUGGCCCACUACCUCUACGCCAACGCCUGCGCCAAGGGCGAGGAGCUCAUCAUCACGACCUGGGACAUGUACUACGAGAAAUGGGGCUUCAUGCUCAUCUUCUGGAACCUCGCCGGCGUCCCCUUGUCGUACUGCCACUGCACCAUUUACCUCGCCAACCAUGACCCGUCCGAGUAUCGCUGGAAUCGAGCCUACCUCGUCGCCCUCUACGCCGCCUAUCUCUUCUGGUAUUGGGUCUGGGAUAGCUGCAACAGCCAGAAGAACCGGUUCCGCGCCAUGGAAAAGGGCAACCUCGUCUUCCGCAACGCCUUCCCCCAGGUCCCCUGGCAGACGCUCAAGAACCCCAAAACCAUCCGGACGGCCCAGGGGACCAUUCUCGUCGACGGCUGGUACGGGCUCGCGCGGAAGAUUCACUACACGGCCGAUGCUUGGUUCGCCAUUUCCUGGGGCUUAAUCACCGGUUUCAGGAGCCCGUUUCCCUGGUUCUACCCGCUCUUCUUCGUCUGCAUGAUUUCCCACCGCGCCUGGCGCGACAUUCACCGAUGCCGCACCAAGUACGGCGACGCCUGGCUGGAGUACGAGCGACGGGUGCCGUAUCUUUUCAUUCCCUACGUCAUCUGA
Messenger RNA from Drechmeria coniospora, 1884 nucleotides. Its product is annotated as Delta-sterol reductase. Gene Ontology annotation, cellular component: endoplasmic reticulum membrane. The coding region runs from base 1 to 1884 and encodes 627 amino acids. The record is from RefSeq and is a predicted model, not a curated record. Gene Ontology annotation, molecular function: Delta24(24-1) sterol reductase activity. Gene Ontology annotation, biological process: ergosterol biosynthetic process. NCBI's taxonomy places the organism in Eukaryota, Fungi, Ascomycota, Sordariomycetes, Hypocreales, Ophiocordycipitaceae. The transcript is spliced from 4 exons.